UGGUCAUCGGUGAACACGGAAAACGUGACUUCGCAGUCUGCAUCAUCGCAAAAUUACCAAUUCAGUUCUCGCUUUGGCGGCAAGGGUUGGCGAUUGUCGUCGAGUGAGUUUCGGUUGUCGACCGGAGUCCUUUUUGAAAAAAGAUGUUCCCCUUUCCGAAGCUGUCUUCAUCCUUUGGCUUGAUUGGCAACGAUCCUAAACUCGCUUUCCGCACCCAGCCUGGGGGGAUAACAAAGUUGGCAGAGGUGAGAAAUAUUGCAGAGACGGACGAUGCCUACUGGUCACAGUAUGUCCAACUAUUUGAUAGUGCCACUGACGUUUAUACACUCAUAACAUCCCAGGACAUCCGUCGAGCUCUCGUCGAAGCGCCUGAGAAUGUAAAGACACUUAUCAAUGUUAUCACUCAUCGUCUCUUCAACCUUAUUUCCGACCAUACCUUCCCCUCUCCCCCAGCAACCCUCGCUUCUGGGAUCACUAACCUAAGCCCAAUCUCUCCAUGGGCUCAAAAGGAGAGGGACCCUACAAAGGAAGUGCUUAAUUGUCUACGCGUUCUGGGUCGCAUCAUACCUGUCGUAUUUGAUUACGAGGAGGCAUUCGAAGAGGAGUUAUUUUGGAUGCAGAAACCUGUUCCGGGCUUGUCCUCGAGUGAUGUGGACGUUUCCAGUCGCUCGAGCGAGCCCCAGUUUGUUAUCGAUGAUGAGGACGAAGGCGAGCGGUCUUCACAGCCCACCCUACCGGAGGAUCCUCAAAGCAUUCAGCCCAAGAAACAACUCCAACCAUGUCUAGCCGAACGGCUUUUUUCAAGCACGAUUGAUUUGAUGUUCUGUUGUGGAUUUACACUACCAACUUCGAUACAGGUUGACCAUCACAAGAUUAACUAUGUGAUUUGGGAUAAAGGCAUAGGGUCCACAACGGCCGUUGGGUCCAGCGGUCAACUAGAAUCCAACAAAUCAGAAGUCCUCCGCUUCCUUCUUAUUCUCCUCUCCAAGACAAUGUAUCAUGCUCCUGCAACCGUCCUCACUCUUCCGAAUAGAUACGCCUCUCAUUUUGUCCACAAGACUCCUCGCCGUCUUGUUCUUUCGAUUUUAUGCUCUCUUCUCAAUACCUCUAUGAACGGUGAGGCCAGUGCGGGUUGGACCGGAAUGGUGGAUAAGAUGCCUUACAAUCACCUCAUUAUGGCGAAAAAGGCUGAUGAGGGCAGAGCUGGUCUUGUCGGAUUGUGUUUAGACGUCUUGUGUGUCCUGCUGGACUACCAGGUUGGUGAUGCGGCCGACUCAGGGGGGGCCAAUGCCCCUGGGGAAAGGGGGACGCCUACAACUCAGUCCAAUGCAUUCAGGUACUUUUUGGCAAAGUUGCACCGUCCAACUGAUUUCGAUUUCGUCCUUAAUGGGGUGUUGCUGACCCUGGAAACUGACCUGUCAAGUGCCAGCAAUCUCCUGCCAGGAUCCACGCGGCCUGUACCUUACAUUCUAGAAACAUUCAUUUUUCUGUGGAAGAUGAUUGAGCUCAAUAAGAAAUUUCGUGCGCACCUGCUUGAAUCGGAGAAAUUAUUGGAUCUGAUCGCAUACCUCCUUUGCUUCUGCCUCGAGAACAAAGAUAAACCUCAGCAUCACGGGUUAUGUCGCGCCUUGUCAUAUGUCGUUCAAUCAUUAUCUGCGGAGAUGCGGUUCGCCAUGAGAUUACAAGAUGUUAUGCCUGCCCGAAUACCCAUUCCGUCAAAAUGGCAGGCCUUAGGUUCCGCAGGAGACUUCUUCAUUACCUCCAUUUACUCAAUCGUCGCUACAACUUCUGGGUCUCUUAAUUCUCUAUAUCCCGCCCUAAUUAUCGCCAUCUCUAAUGUCGCCCCAUAUUUUCAAAACCUGACGGUGAUAUCUGCGACGAAAUUGAUCCAUCUCUUUACUGCAUUCUCAAAUCCGAUGUUCCUUUUGGCUGAUGAUAGUCAUCCCCGGCUUGUCUUCUUCAUGUUGGAAGCACUCAACGGGAUAUUGUUCCAUCAAUUAGCGUCGAACCCUAAUGUGGUAUAUGCAAUAUUGCGCUCUCACAAGAUCUUUGAAGAGAUGGGUACAUUCACUUUGGUCAAAGGUCUACGAGAAAUCCGCCGCGUCCAAGAACUCAAGGAAGAACGGGCUCGGCAGUCUGCCAGAAAGCAGAAGAACGCCGCUGCCAACUCAGAUACGAACGCGGCGGAAGACACAAAGGACUCACUACUCCUGAGCAACGAAGGGAUGGGUGAAGUGACAUCCGUUACAGGGCGUGGGUCAGGUGAAACUAUAACACAAGUUCCGACCUCCGAUUCCCGCGAUUCGUUGCCGCGACGGAGUUCAAGCGAAGCGAGAGAUUUGACCGCGAUGUCUGAGAAAACGAGGGGAAAGAUGCGAGAACGAUCUAUCUCGAUUGAUCUACUAGAUCCUGAGCUGGAGAGGAUAGCUGCGGCAGGUAUUGGGAAAAAUGGUUUUGUGCCAACGCAGGAAUGGGUCACAUCCUGGCAACAAGGACUGCCUCUGGAUCCAAUCCUCCUCACCAUCUCCGAGCUCCUUCCACGGAUAACUGAAAUCGCUGGCUCUGGGUCUAGGCACGCUUCGAGUCGAAGGGUAUUAGACUAUCUCAAAUCUGUUACGCUGGAGGGCAUACUACCCCCUGCCCCUUCUCUGAACCCCCGCCGUUUCCAGUGGUCGGACGCGUCCAUGGUAUGGUUAAGCUCUCUGAUAUGGGGGGAAGUUUACGUCCGGGGAUCGAAUGUUUUAGGGGUGUGGAACGGAAGGAACGUGAGAUUGUUUGGUGUUCGGCACACACCCACGCCGCGAGGGGUUGGCGAAGCGGUACAGAACGUUGUCGGCGGUAUGUUUGGAAGUGGCUCAAGCAAUGACCAAAUCCCAGCGACUGGGACCCCCCUGCAGAGGCUAAAUCCGAGCAGAUAAACCAGCUCUAUAUUGGAUUGGAUGUAGUCUGAUUCAUCAAUUAGGCACCGAUUCAGCAAUGCGAUAAAUUAGAGCAAGAGACUGUAGGCGUGUCAUGGUGGAUUUAGUCCAGCAUGCGUCUUGACAAACUGCAUAAGGGUUGGCUGUGCGAUUCUGCCAUGCACCUAGAACUCACCCAAACAUCAGAUUUGACCUUCCAGAUCUUCUUUUCCUUCACUGCAAUCUCCCCAAUCUUAGUUUCGAUAGCAUUUUUACGUAAUAAUGGGACUCCCGG
Messenger RNA from Cantharellus anzutake, 3192 nucleotides. Its product is annotated as high-temperature-induced dauer-formation protein-domain-containing protein. Bases 144 to 2918 code for a protein of 924 amino acids. The transcript is spliced from 13 exons. The record is from RefSeq and is a predicted model, not a curated record. NCBI's taxonomy places the organism in Eukaryota, Fungi, Basidiomycota, Agaricomycetes, Cantharellales, Hydnaceae. Gene Ontology annotation, cellular component: membrane; Golgi trans cisterna; Golgi medial cisterna.